Molecule: messenger RNA, 1386 nt
Organism: Ogataea haglerorum
Lineage: Eukaryota; Fungi; Ascomycota; Pichiomycetes; Pichiales; Pichiaceae
Exons: 1
Coding region: 1-1386 (461 amino acids)
Source: RefSeq, a predicted model, not a curated record
AUGUCCCGAAUAGAUUAUACUCCAACAAGGCCUCUAGUCUUAUCCGAGUCACCGUCUGGUGUUCCACCGGACGGAUUCUGCCAGCAUCUCGAUCUGAUUGUCCGACUGGUGUAUAUCAUGACGGGAGAAUGUCCUCUGGACGUGUCGCGGAAACAAAUCAUCCAUUUUUUCAAGCCCAUCUCUGCCUACGCAGGGUAUCUGUCUAUUACUGCCUGGCUGUUCGCUCAAAUCCCCCAGGUCAUUAAGAACUACUCAGAGAAGUCAGUUGACGGUCUUUCACUCGGGUUUCUUUGCUGCUGGUUUGCCGGGGACCUGCUCAAUUUUGUGAGCUGUUUGAUGACGGAUGCAUUACUAUUCCAGAUCCUGCUCAGCUCAUAUUAUCUCAUCAUCGAUAUAGUUCUGGCCGGACAGUUUUACUACUACAGUCGACUGUAUCACAAUCCUCAGUCCCGGUUUUACCAUCAAAGACGUGCCAAGCGACUCGGCGAGAUCAAGACUCCUCGUACAGCGCUCCGAACAGCACUGGACGCCCAUCGCAUACGCGAGAUCGACGCUGACUCCAGCGAUCGCGCCUACAUUCCUGCAGAACAUAUAUCUUCCCCUAUCUCGAUGGGGAGGCAGCAACAACCUAACGAACUCAAGAUUACAAAUAGUGUAACAAAGCUGAUAAGCUCGAGCUUCGUGAUGGGGUUUGGCAGGGCCGAAGCUGCCCCCAUCAACUCGACUAUAUCCUCACAGAAUAAGACCAACAACUCUGCACUACUAAAAAUUUUCCACUCAUUAAUGACGCUCUCGGUGCAUCAGGUGGGAGCCGUACUGGCUUGGUGUUGCACUUUGCUAUACAUUAGUUCCAGAUUUCCGCAAAUUCUCACCAAUAACAGGCUCAAAUCGACGCGUGGUAUUUCUCCUAAAUUUGUCAUAUGCGCACUUCUAGGUAACUUGUGCUACUCGAUGUCGCUAUUAACGUGCAAGAACUCACUAAGCGGCGGUGACACGUCGCGGAAAUUCUGGCGUGCAGAGCUCAGCUACCUUUUGGGAGCCUUAGGCACGGUUGCCCUUGACUGCACGUUGCUCCUACAAUGGUACAAAUGGGAUUACAAUAGAGGUACUGUGAAAUCCCCCGAAAUAGAAGCAUCCACGACAAGUAGAGAAAGUACCUCAGGGGAGAACUACAUCAAAUUGAAAAGGUCAAACUCGCCUGCCACAAGGUCAGCAUACAUAAAGAUUCCGAUGUCCCCGCAUCAUGUUCGCAAGCUGAGUGAGAACACGCCACUGUCGCCUAUCGACUUUCUCCUGGACGACUACAUGGCGAACGCACAACUUUACAAGGGCAAAAAACAGUUCGAUGAGGUUUUGAAGCUGUCAAACUACGGAUCGAUAUCUUAA